GAGUGAAUGCUUUAUCUAUCUUUAAUUUUAUCCUCUAUCUGCAACUGCCAGCAAUUUGCUUCCUUAGCUUCUUCAUCUUCUCUAAACUACUCUAAUAAUUAAUAGCAUCCAGUAAAGAGUAGAAGAAGAAGAAGAAGAAGAAGAUGGGAGGAGUUAUUAGAGUGUGCAUGAUUGUAAUGAGUUUGGUGCUUGUGUGGUGUGCCACAACCACAAAUUGCAAAUCAUCCCAUUCCUAUUCCCACCAGAUAAACAUAAACAGCAACUGCACUUCUUCUUGUGGUGCCAUUGAAAACAUAAAGUAUCCUUUCCGAUUAGCCGGCGAUCCCAGCUCAUGUGGCCUUCCCGAUUACCAACUUUCCUGCGUAAACAACCGCACCAUUCUACAUCUCAACUCUAACAAGUCAUUUUUGGUAGUUUCCAUAAAUUAUGAAAGGCUUACAAUACGACUUCUGGAUCCUGGUCUUGAAAAGAUUAAUCACACCAACUUCUGCUCCCCAGCUUUCCCACGUUAUACUCUAACGAUGGCCGAUGUACCCAAACAGUAUUCAUAUUCCAUCCACUCCAACUAUCGUCCAUUCGACUCCAUGGCUGUGAUGAACACUCCGGUGAUAUUCAUCGGGUGUAGAAACCCAGCAAAAUCCCCCUUAUAUGUGAAGAUGGCGGGGUUGUGCAGUAACAACACUACUACUUUGUCCUACUCCCACUCUUACGUCUUAGAUGGGGGUAUUAUAGGAGAGUUAGAGAAUUCAUGUAGCAUCACAGCGGUUGCUUGGUACUCAUUAUCUAGACCUACACCAUACAGAUCCGAUGAAGAAGAAAUUGGUGACGCACUGGCUUCGGGGUUUGAGCUCUUCUGGUUUCGUUUCAACUGUACUAAUGAAGAGUGUAUAGACGGAUCAUCUGAUCAGUACUGCUUCAUUGAUUUUGACCACAUCGGCGCAUUCAUCACCUGCACCAAUGAUACUCACAAUAAUUAUUGGACUCCCUGCGAUCUCUUACAUUUGCCUCAUCAUUUAGACUUCAACUUCAAUGAUCAUCACUGUAGUCUAUAUCAGUUGUGGAUAAAUGACCGUCCCACAUUCAUUGUAUUCAUCUCAUAUGCAUUGGGAAGAUUUAGUUUGGGUUUACUAUUCCUAAUCAGCAUUGUAGUGUAUAAACUACGGCGGCGCCACUUGUCAGCUUAUGACACCAUUGAACACUACCUAAGCGGUCCAAACAACCUCAUGCCGAUAAGGUACUCCUACUUCGAGAUCAAGAGGAUGACAAAUAAUUUCAAGCACAAAUUAGGUGAAGGAGGCUAUGGAACUGUGUUCAAAGGAACACUCAGAAGUGGCCCUUUUGUUGCUGUAAAGAUGAUGGGCAAAUCCAAGGCUACUGGCCAGGAAUUCAUUAGCGAAGUCGCCACUAUUGGUAGGAUUCACCAUACUAAUGUUGUGCGCCUCAUUGGCUUCUGUGUUGAAGGCUCAAAGCGUGCGCUCUUAUAUGAAUUCAUGCCCAAUGGUUCCCUAGAAAAAUAUAUAUUCCCAAAAGAAGAAAGCAUUUCAUUGAGCCAUGAGAAAAUGUUUGACAUCUCCCUUGGAGUGGCUCGUGGGAUUGAUUAUUUGCACCGGGGUUGUGACAUGAGAAUAUUGCACUUUGAUAUCAAGCCACACAACAUUCUUCUUGACGAGAACUUUAGCCCAAAAGUGUCUGACUUUGGACUAGCGAAAUUGUAUCCCGUUGAAGAUAGUCUUGUGUCACUCACUGCAGCAAGAGGCACAAUGGGCUACAUGGCACCGGAAUUGUGCUACAGAAACAUAGGCGGAAUUUCGCACAAAGCCGAUGUUUAUAGCUUCGGGAUGUUGCUAAUGGAAAUGGUAGGGAGAAGAAAGAACUUGAAUCCAUUUGUGGAGCAGCUAAGCCAGAUUUACUUCCCUUCAUGGGUUUACGAGCAACUCAAAGAUGGGAAGGACAUUGACAUGGGCGAUGCAACAGAGGAGGAAAAGAAGGUUUCAAAGAAGAUGAUAAUAGUGGCACUGUGGUGUAUACAGAUGAAUCCUAGUGAGCGUCCAAGCAUGAAAAAGGUAAUAGAGAUGCUUGAAGAAGAAGAUGUUGAAUUGCUAGAAAUGGCGCCAAAGCCUUUCUUGUCUCCGGAUGAAGUGCCGACUGAUGAAAAUUCCUUUCCAAAUGCUCAAAAUGUGGAGUCGCCACUGUUAUCAGAUAAUCCGGUGCGCUCCUCUAGUUUUGAAGUGUGUGAGAACUAAAUAAUAUAUAUGCAGCUUAUUACAAUGCUCUGUUCUGUAAUAUUUUUAUUUUAGUUUGUUUAUUAUAUUCCUGAAAGUACUUGAACAA
This is a messenger RNA of Ipomoea nil (Japanese morning glory), 2331 nucleotides long. Its product is annotated as LEAF RUST 10 DISEASE-RESISTANCE LOCUS RECEPTOR-LIKE PROTEIN KINASE-like 2.3. Lineage: Eukaryota; Viridiplantae; Streptophyta; Magnoliopsida; Solanales; Convolvulaceae. The transcript has 4 exons. The record is from RefSeq and is a predicted model, not a curated record. Bases 144 to 2243 code for a protein of 699 amino acids. Gene Ontology annotation, biological process: protein phosphorylation. Gene Ontology annotation, molecular function: polysaccharide binding; ATP binding; protein kinase activity.